This is a messenger RNA of Biomphalaria glabrata, 2434 nucleotides long. RefSeq names its product N-acetylglucosamine-6-phosphate deacetylase-like. NCBI's taxonomy places the organism in Eukaryota, Metazoa, Mollusca, Gastropoda, Planorbidae. Gene Ontology annotation, biological process: N-acetylglucosamine catabolic process. The transcript is spliced from 10 exons. The record is from RefSeq and is a predicted model, not a curated record. Gene Ontology annotation, molecular function: N-acetylglucosamine-6-phosphate deacetylase activity. The coding region runs from base 121 to 1401 and encodes 426 amino acids.
AUUGUGUUAAUUUAUUUAUUUAGAUUUCUGCCUUUAGAUUCUAGUAAUCUUCUUAAAAUCUAUUUAAAAUGUAUUGUAGUUCUUGUAUGAGAUCUAGAUUCUAGCUAGAUCUUAGCUUAUAUGAUACAGACGUUACUUCUAUAUUACAAAGCUCAUAUAGCAUUGAUGGCUCCUUCAUCUAGAACUGGAGCUGGAUAUCUGUACCAGUACACCAACUGUCGUAUUUUAAGAAAUGGAAAAAUCAUUCGUGAAGACUUGUGGGUGAGAAGUGGAGUAAUUAUGAACCCAGAGAUACUGUUUUAUGUUGAGAAAGUCAGUGCAGACCAAAAGAUUGAUUGUAAAAAUUUGAUAAUAGCUCCAGGAUUUAUUGAUGUUCAAAUAAAUGGUGGUUUUGGUUUUGAUUUCUCUACUGACACCAAUAUUGAGAAAUCUUUACAGAAAGUAGCAUUUGGUAUUUUGGCUCAUGGAGUGACAUCCUUCUGUCCAACGAUUAUAACUUCCACACCAAAUUUUUAUCAUAAGAUCCUGCCUGGUAUCAAGAAAUGUUCUGGAAGUGAAAUGGGAGCAGGUGUACUGGGUGCUCAUCUUGAAGGUCCAUUUAUUAGUCCAGAUAGGAAUGGGGCUCACCCAAAACAGUGUAUCAAGAGUUAUGACAAUGGCUUUGUUGAUGUCCUGGAUAUGUAUGGAGAUUUGUCUAAUGUCGCUUUGGUUACUCUUGCACCUGAAAAACAAAAUUCCUUGCAAGUUGUUGAAGAGUUGUGUAAAAGGGGAAUAGUUGUUUCACUUGGCCAUUCCAGUGCUAAUUUACUUGAAGGUGAAGAGGCUGUCAGAUCAGGCGCUAAAUUCAUCACUCAUCUAUUUAAUGCAAUGUUGCCUUUCCAUCAUCGUGAUCCUCAUCUGGUUGGUUUAUUGACAAGUGAAAAACUUCCUCGAAAUCGUCAAGUUUUCUAUGGUAUCAUAGCUGAUGGAAUACACACUCACCCAGCGGCUUUACGAAUUGCUCACAGAGUUCAUCCAAAAGGCACUGUACUUGUUACUGAUGCCAUUCAAGCCAUGGGACUACCUGAUGGAACUUAUCCUUUUGGGGAACAAACUAUUGUUGUGGAAGGAAAAUAUUCUUACAUCAAGGACACAAAAACUUUAGCUGGAAGCAUGGCGACACUUGACACUUGUGUUCGACUUUUUGCUAAACAAACAGGAUGUGGCCCAGAACUAGCUUUAGAAGCUGCAUCUUUGCAUCCUGCUCAACUUUUAGGGAUCGAAGACAGAAAAGGUACUCUCAAUUUCGACAGUGAUGCUGAUUUUGUUUUAUUGGAUGAUGACCUAAAUGUCAAGGCCACGUAUAUUGCUGGGAAGUGUGUUUAUCAAUACAAGGAUUAUGUACAUAGUCCUACAAAUUGACCAUUUCUUAAAAUCCUGAAUACUGGCCCCAUGUCUAGUGCCACUGAUUUGCUAUAUUGUUAAACAAUUCUAAAAAUUUCUUCUUUUUCUUUUGUAUGGAAUGCUACACUAACUGCAGCUAAAAAUGUGAGCAAUAAUAAAUAUUUCAGUUUUACUGUAUUGAUUAGUACUAGUCUGUAGGCUUGGUUUCAUGUCUUCUGAUGGAAAGAUGUGGGUUCACAUGCUCACAAAUGUUAUUUGUAACACUUCAUUGAAAUCAAUAACAUGAUACAGGGAAGUUUUUAACAUUAUGCAGUCUUUUUGUGUGUGUUUGGUUUAAAUGUAGUUGUUUUAGUCUAGAGGUUUUCCUCUUUUUUUGGUGAUAACCUUUAAUUUGUUUGAUAGAGUUACAAGAAUGUCUGUUAUUAAGACUUACACAGAAGUAACUUAGAACAGACAUGCCCACAACUUCAUUUGGGGGGGGGGGGGGGGGGGGUUCCUAGAAAUUUUAACCAUCUGGGUUACAGAUCACACAAUAGCACAAGUUUAAUGGAAACAAGCCUUUGUAGCUUCAUUAUUAAAUACAUUAUCAAUAUGGGCUGGAGUUUUGAAGGGCUAGAUAGCACUCUGUUGUAUGACUUGGUACUUGAGGUUUCAUUUUCAUAAAGGUAUAGUUUGUUUGUUUUUUUUGGUUAAAUUAUGUCAUUUCAUUAAAGGAUUAAGUUAAUGUAGAAUCCUGGACUGCCAAUUGAACUGUGGUAGUAUUGAUACGCUAGAAGUGUAUUUGAUGAAACAUACUACCAUAGUUUUUUUAAAUGAAAAAAAAAAACAAAUGUGUGUAAAUGUGUUCAUUUUAACAAUUUUUUACUUUCCUGCAUUUCAUAAUUCUAUUCAUUUUGAUUCUAUCAGAGAUGUUUAUUAACUUUUAGAACAUUCCAUUCUAUAUUUUAACUAUAUAUACAAUCCGAGUAUGUCUAAAUUAGUCGAUAUGUUUAGAUCUGCAUUGUCAGACAAAUUAUUUAUAUUAAACAAUAAAAGAAAAAAACAUUUACAA